This is a messenger RNA of Schistocerca serialis cubense, 1111 nucleotides long. Its product is annotated as clavesin-1-like. Bases 84 to 1004 code for a protein of 306 amino acids. The transcript is spliced from 7 exons. Gene Ontology annotation, molecular function: phosphatidylinositol bisphosphate binding. NCBI's taxonomy places the organism in Eukaryota, Metazoa, Arthropoda, Insecta, Orthoptera, Acrididae. Gene Ontology annotation, cellular component: membrane. The record is from RefSeq and is a predicted model, not a curated record.
CGGCAGUAUAGGGCCUGCAGUCUGUUCACGUCGAUUCUGGAGGCAGAAGGUCUGGGUCUGCUGCUAAAUACGCUUUCUGCGCAAUGGCAGACACCGGUAAAUACUUGGUGAUCACACCUGAGGAGGUGGCGUACGUCAGGAAGCAGCUGGGUACCAAUGAGGAUGACAUCAAGACGGCUGUGACGUCACUGCGGGAGUGGCUCAGGAUGCAGCCACACCUACCUGACGCUGUAGACGAUGCCCUCAUUGAACGAAUGUACAUCAACUCCAAGUGCAGCAUGGAGAAGGUGAAACUGGGAUUAGACGCAUACUUCUCUCUCAAACACAGAUUUCCUGAGUUACUAAUGAACAGAGAUAUCGGAGGAAGCGACUUCCAGCUUGCAACGAAGCACUUCAAAAUGAUGGUGAUGCCACGACUCACAAAGGAUGCCUAUCGCGUGAGCAUCUGGACUGCAAUGGACGAAGACUCGAGCAAUUUAGAUUGGCCUUUGUAUGGUAACAUACUUACAGGCGGAUUGGAAAUUAUGUUGGUCGAAGACUACUGUCUUGGAGAUGUGGUCAUCUUCGACUUGGCCAAUGUGAAUGCUGGACAUAUCGUACGCACAGAUAUCAACUUCAUCCGCAAUCUUGAACUCUGCUACAAGACUGCUUACCGCCGGCGAUUGAAAGGACUUCACUUGGUGAAUGCAUCGAAGAUCAUACAUUCAGUCAUGAAAAUAGCAAAGAUGGCGCUAUCUGAAAAGUUGCAGAAGAGGGUGUUCGUGCACCUUCCUGGGUCGACGACUCUGUUCGACGAAGUGCAACCUGACUGCGUACCAGACGAGCUGGGAGGCACUGCUGGACCUGUUGACAACUUUGCGUACAAACUUCUGGAGAAGGUCGACCGUGAGUGGCUGCUGGAGAAGGACAAGUACAAGUCAGACGAGAGCAAACGCCCCGCCAAGGACCACGAUGGCGACAUCUACGGCAUCGCAGGCUCAUUUAAAAAAUUGUCCGUGGACUGACACACAACCCUGUUUCGUAACACAGAGAGAAGAAGUUGUAAAACACGUGUAGAUAUUGUACAGGAUUACUUGUAGCCAAUAAUUGAAAUAAACUGUUCUCUACUAAA